Molecule: messenger RNA, 1841 nt
Organism: Paramecium pentaurelia
Lineage: Eukaryota; Ciliophora; Oligohymenophorea; Peniculida; Parameciidae
Source: the annotation of a GenBank genome assembly
AUGCAAUAAAUUCCUCGAAUUCAAAUAGGUCACUUUAGUUAUUUACAAUCUGAUUUAAUUGGUACAGGAUAUAAAAGUUAAGUAUAUAAAGGAGUAAAUGAUUUGAAUGGAGAUUUAGUAGCAAUAAAAGUAAUUAAUUGUCUAAAAUAUAAAGGUAUGCAAUAUGAAAUAAUUAACAAAUGAAAUUGAAUUGAUGUUACUAAAUUAAGAAAUCUAUGCAUUAGGAUUGUUAGAUUCUCCAAACAUCAUAAAAAUGUAUUAAUGUAUUCGUUCACAAUCUAAUACUUACAUAAUAACAGAAUUUUGCAAUUAAGGUAUGAGAAUCUAUUUUUAUUUUAAAAAGGUGAUCUAGGAUAAUUGAUAGAAUAGAAAAAUCAUUUGCAAGAAAAUGAAGCCACAUAAUUAUUUAAAUAAAUAAUCAAUGGCUUUUUAGAAUAAAUAAGAAAAGGUAUAAUUCAUAGAGAUAUCAAACCUUCAAAUAUUUUAUUAAGCAAUGGAAUACCUAAAAUAGCAGAUUAUGGAUUUUCUAAAAUUAUGGGUGUUUAAGAGAAAGUUUAUUAUAAUGUUGGUACAACAUUAUAUAUGAGUCCAUAGGCUUUGAUGGAUAAUUAAUACUCUGAAAAAAGUGACAUUUGGAGUAUUGGUAUUAUGUUUUAUUAAACUCUUUGCGGUAUAUUAUUAGUUUAAUUAAAAAGGUUGCACUCCUUGGGUAGCUGAAACAGAAAAAGAAUUUAUCAAAUAAAUUACAACCACUCCUAUUUAAUUUCCAAAAAAGAUAUUAUUAUCUGCUCAUGCUAAAGAUUUCAUUAUCAAAUGUUUAUAAGUAGAUAUGAAUAAAAGAUUAUCUGCUAAUUAAUUGUUUGAUCAUCCUUUAUUUAAUGAAAGACCUAGAUUACUUCAAAUUAGUGGAUCCUUUCAUAUUACAAGAGGCUAAACAUAAUAUUAAUAAUAAUAAAAAGAUAAUGAAUGGAAACGUAGAUUAAGUCCUAGAGAAGCAAUUGAUAGAAAUUACAAUAAUAAUUAUUUCAAUCAUCCUCCAAAACCUUAAUUUUCUAUUCAAAAUCCAACAAAAGACUUUUUAUAAAAUGAUUUAAUACUAUAGAACAUUUUUUAUUUACUAAAACUCAUUCUUAGAGUAGCCAAGUUAAUAGAUCAUUUUGAUUUCUUUAAUUAGAAUUGUUUAUAAGAGAAAAUACUUUAUUUUAUGAUUAAACAUGCUAUAUUUAAGACAAAAUAAUUUAAAUUAAUGAUAGAAUCAAAUAUAAAUACUUUAGGAUUAAUCAAUUUUCAUUAAUAUACUUUAAAUACUGAUAUAAAAAAAUAAUAUUUAAAUGAAAUUAAUGAAUUUUAAAAUAAUUUUACAAGAUCUUUUGAAAGAUUGGUAACAAUCUCCUAUUUAUCAUUAGUGGAUGAGGGUUAAAGAUAAUCAAAAUAUCUAUAAGAUGAUAAUACAAGAUUAAAAAUUUGCAGCAGCUUUUGAUAAAAGUGAUUUAGAAGUACUUAGUCAUUAUGUUUUAAUGUUACCAUUUUUAAAAUAAGCCAUUUUUGAAAUUAAGACAGUUUUGUCAAUUAAACUAAAUCUUUAUACUGAUUUUUAGGUAUGAAUCAAAUUUAAGAUAAAGAGUCCUGAACCAAGAGAAGAAGCUGCCAUUAUAUUAUUAGAUUAUCUUGUACUAUAUAGUUAGAUUUGUAAUAAUAUCAUGUUGCAUUUUGACAACUCCUCAUAUCGUAUAACUUCGUUUUAAUUGAAAAAAGUUGUUGAAACAAAGCCUAUUAAUAUUAAUAAAUGUAAAUACAGAGAUAUUUGCAAAUAAAUUGGAAAUUUACAAUUAAUGCUGUGA